GCAGACCCCUGCUCUAUACGGACUUGCUGUCUGCCUUCUCCUUUGGCUAGAUCCUCCACAGGAUGUGACGCUCGCUUGAUUAUUAAAUUAGUCUUUGUUCAACGAUCAUCACCGGCGUCAUCCUUGAUCCUUCACACAUCCACGCCGCCCUCCUAUUGGAGGCAGGCCAGAGACCAAGCCCCAGAAUUUAACAUAGGAAUCCGAAAAUCAAAAUAUUUUGCAUCACAUUGAAGUACCAAGUAAGAUUGCAUGGAUGUUGAGAGGUAGUUUUUUUCUGCAAAAUGCUUAAUCUGUUUUCAAUAUGUUGAGAUGUAAUAAUCAAUGUUAUGGGUCAUCAUCCAGUGACCAAAUAAGGGCGUAGGAGCAGACAGCCAUGGCAGUGCUGCAGGUGCUGUGCAGUCUGAUCGGCUGGUCGGGUCUCUAUGUGGCGUUCUGCGGGGUCUCUCCUCGACGGGGGCCCGAGUGGAACUGCCGCAUGGUCACGCUGUCCCACGGCGUGGUCAUCGUCCUGCUGACGGCGUACGUCAUCUUCGUAGACGGACCCUGGCCUCUCACGCACGCAGGAACAGAGAACACGCGGCUCCAGAUUCGGGCCUUGUCCGUCUGCCUCGGCUACUUCCUUUUCGACAUUGGCUGGUGCGUGCGCUUCGGCACGGAGGGCAGGGUCAUGCUGGCACACCACGCCGCCAGCAUCGCGGGGAUCCUACUGGCGCUGCUGACGGGGGCGUCGGCCUGCGAGACCUGCGCCGUGAUCUUCGGCAGCGAACUCACCAACCCCUUACUGCAGACCCGCUGGUUCCUGCGCCGCACGGGCCUGUACGACAGCCUGCUGGGCGACGCCGUGGACCUGCUCUUCAUCUUCCUAUUCGCCACCGUCCGCGUAGGCGUGGGCGGCGCCAUGUUCUACCACGAGCUGACCUCGCCGAGAACGGCGGCGGUCAUGAAGUUCGGCGGCGUGGUCAUGUACGGACUGGCGUGGGUGUUCAUGGCGGACAUCGCCAGAUUCGGCUACAAGAAGAGUCGGGUUCGGUAUAAGCAGUGGCGGGAAAAGCACAAAGAAGUCAACAUGGAGGGUAAACAUUUGGCAGCGGACUAACUGUUGAUCACACUGCCAUCUACAGGCACUGGAAGGAACUACACUUUUGUCUUGCUUGUCAUUUCUUAAUAAACCUUAUUUGGUCAACAGGAAGCUUAUCUUUGCCAUUUCCAACAGCACUACCACAGAGUUAUUUCUUCUACCAUA
Nerophis lumbriciformis (worm pipefish) is the source of this 1243-nucleotide messenger RNA. The record is from RefSeq and is a predicted model, not a curated record. Lineage: Eukaryota; Metazoa; Chordata; Actinopteri; Syngnathiformes; Syngnathidae.